Aspergillus caelatus is the source of this 279-nucleotide messenger RNA. RefSeq lists its product as uncharacterized. The record is from RefSeq and is a predicted model, not a curated record. Bases 1 to 279 code for a protein of 92 amino acids. NCBI's taxonomy places the organism in Eukaryota, Fungi, Ascomycota, Eurotiomycetes, Eurotiales, Aspergillaceae. The transcript has 3 exons.
AUGAAAUUCACGAUGAAAGACAAUGUGCUUGACUUAACCGAACGCUGUGUUCUGGCCAAGGGAAAAUCCUCAGUCUGGUUGAUCGAGGUGAACCCCCGACCACCCGGCAUCGAAGUCUCGGAUAUCUUGAAGCAUACGUAUGGCAUCGAUUACUGGGGCCGUGCCAGGCAGCUUUCAUAUACCUUUCUGCAAGGGCCGCAAUACUGGAAACGUGUAAUUGAUGACAUAGACAUAAAGGACUUCCAGGGUUUGGGUUUAACAAUUCAAACCCGCUCCUGA